AUGGAGGCGGAUGUUGGCCGCAGCAGUAAUCCAACCUCAACAAAGCAAAAACUCCGAAAAUUCCUCGAUGCCAAGGAUAAAGUGCUAACUGGCGAUGUUCCAAUCAGAGCUGUAAAUUUGGCCGGUUGGCUGGUAGCAGAAUAUGCUAUUACGAAAGGAUCUCUAGCCUGGGAAGGCGUACCAGAAGAUACGGCUAUUCAAGGAGAAUACAUUACGAUGAAAUAUUUGGGUUGUGAGAAAGGCGAUGCACAAUUCAAGGAGCAUCGUGUUCGCUUUAUUACCGAAGCCGAUUUCUGUGAGAUUGCCGGGUAUGGCUUCAACACGGUCCGGAUUCCGAUCGGCUACUGGUUGCGUGGGGCUGAUGGGUUUUCUGGAGACGAGCUAGACGUCGUCAAAACUUGGGCACCAGGUUCUGUGGAUUAUCUGGAUCGUGCUAUUCGAGAAUGGGCCUACAAAAAUAACCUCUUCGUGAUGAUAGCCAUCCAGGCAGCGAUGGGAAGCCAAAACGGGAAAGCAGCAAGCUCGCCACAGAAAUUAGGCCACAAUGGCUGGUGCGAAAAGCCCACCAAUGUCCAAAAUACGCACGCUUUUGCCGAGUGGUUGGCCCAGCGCUACCGGGAGGAUGCGGCUUUUCUAGGCAUCUCGCUACUCGAUGAGCCCGAAAACGUCGAAACACAGCCCCUAAAGCAAUAUUACUACGAUUGCAAUGGGAGGAUUAGGGAUAACGCCGAGUCGGACUGCUUGCUAUCGAUUUCGCCUUUGGUAGAUCAACAAUGUUGGUACAACAUUCGACACGAAUGGCAUGUUGACUACGCGGUAAACCCGAAAAUGCAGAGCUUUGGACAGGUUCUUGAUCACGUCAGAACAUCCGCUUCCAAACUAAUUACAAAUUGGGAGGGCCGGGACUUGUUCAUCGGGAAAUGGUCAUUAGACUGCGGAUUCCAGAUGACGGAUGAGGAGAUGAGAGAAUUUGCAAUGGCUCAACUCGAAGCCUACAAGUCGGCUCGAGGUGGAUGGUGCUUCUCUGCCUGGAAAUUCUACAAUGAUGACGCUCAGCCGAGAAACCAGCGAAGCGCCCGGCAGCUGCUCAAAAAUGGCAUUCUGUCGUCGAUCGAAGGCGUUGGGCUA
Messenger RNA from Mesorhabditis spiculigera, 1128 nucleotides. The record is from the annotation of a GenBank genome assembly. Lineage: Eukaryota; Metazoa; Nematoda; Chromadorea; Rhabditida; Rhabditidae.